Molecule: messenger RNA, 4360 nt
Organism: Amphimedon queenslandica
Lineage: Eukaryota; Metazoa; Porifera; Demospongiae; Haplosclerida; Niphatidae
Product: VPS10 domain-containing receptor SorCS1-like
Exons: 27
Coding region: 38-4192 (1384 amino acids)
Biological process (GO): post-Golgi vesicle-mediated transport
Cellular component (GO): membrane; Golgi apparatus
Molecular function (GO): protein binding
Source: RefSeq, a predicted model, not a curated record
GCGUGGCUUGUUAUUUCUUCUCUCUCUGCGGAACACAAUGCAAGCUGUUACAAGACAGGGCUUUCUUUUCCUUCUCUUUCUCUUCUCCUUUCUCUUUGGCUCCACUCUAGCUGUUGUACAUGGCCCUAAGCUGCCAAAGGGAGCCGUUCGUCAGCCAUUAGUGGUCAAGAUUGAUAGUCUUGACGAGCCUUUAGGAUCAGUGUAUCAGAAAGCAACAAAACAAGCUCGUGAACAAGCAGAGAAGGAAGAUAAGGAAGAUAGUUCCUUGUCACGAGAGCGUCAGUUGAGAUCUCUUCCUGACGUUGCACCUAAUGGAUUUGGUACAACAGUUGUUCUUGAAAAUGAUCCCCACACCUUUGCACUGGUUCACUGGUCAGGACUGCCCAAGAAAAGGAUCUUCAUAUUAACAAGAGAUAGAGACAGUGAUGGCAAUUCAAGGGAGAGCUACCUCUGGCUGUCUACGGAUUAUGGAAAGAGUUUUCAGAAUAUAACAGGUCGUGUCUAUUCGAACCAGAUCAUACUUGAGUGGUAUUACGUCAGCUCUGAUGCUGAUAAACUCAUUUUUGCUGAUGUCAUUCAUCGCAACAUUUACGUUACUUUGGAUGAGGGGGACACUUUUAUUGAAUACCAUGUGAAUUUCUCUCCGGAUAAAUUCACAUUUCAACACUCUUAUGUACCCAAUGUGGCUAAGUAUGACAGCUAUGUACUGGGAUACGACAAUACCCUUCAAACAUUAUGGGUGUCCAAUAAUACAGGUGCUACUUGGUCCAAACUCGGUGCUAAUGUCACGAGGUACGAAUGGCGUCAGUUAAACUCCACUUAUGAAGAUGGCAGCACCGUUUACUUUGAUAUGAAAAUUAACGCUACUGCCUGUCAGUUGUACAAGGCAACCCUUUCAACAUACAAUAGUUCCAGUCAGCCAUUGUUUGAUGCUUCAUUGGGUGUAUUCAUGCCUAAUUCAUUUGCUCUUUCUUAUCAGUACAUGUUUACUCAGAGGAAUUAUUCAGAUGUUGGUAGGCCCACUACUGGUUACAUUAGUCCCCUUUGGGUCAGUCAUUAUCGUAAAGCCUUCAAAGCUGCUUCCUUUUCUCUUCAACUUGAUGAAAGACAUUAUGCAAUGGUUGAUGGCAGUGAGGGUCAGGUUCUGAUGGGCGUGUAUCACGACCCCAAUAACACUAACCUUUACAUAUCGGAGGAGGCGGGUCUCAACUACUCACUGUCACUUGAACACCUCAUCAGUCCACCAGAGAGCGACUGGAUUGACUCAUAUCCUACUUUUGAUGUGUACGUAGUAGAGGGUAUUCCUGGAACUUAUCUUGUCAACAGGAGAGUGUACGGUAGUACUCAGGGGGCUACUGUCAUCAGCUUUGAUAAAGGAGGAGAAUGGAAACCACUCAAUCCACCUACUACUGAUGCUAGUGGACACUUGAUCAAUUGUAACCUGCCGUGUUCCCUUCACCUUCACAUGUACAUUGAUGAGUCUCAUGGUUUCCAGCCGAUAUUAUCACAAGACUCCGCCCCUAACAUCAUAAUGGCAUUAGGUAAUCUUGGUUUAAGUCUCAAUCGGUACAACUACUACGCCUUGAGGUUAUAUAUAUCGGACAAUGGUGGAGUCACUUGGAGGGAACUAGCCUCGGGUUAUAAAGAGUUCCAGCUGAUCAAUUUUGGAGUGUUCACCUCUAUUGUUGCCAAAUGGACGCAAACCAGUACAGUACAAUCUUCCUGUGACGAGGGACAGAACUGGAGUACUUACACAUUCACAAAUGCCAGCGUCAGCCAGAGGAUAUACGUAGUGAGGAUGUUUACGGAAUAUGGGGAGGAGUCUCAACAUGCUACCGUAUUUGGAUACAGACCUGACGCUACUUAUGCCAACUUUGAAUGGCUAGUGAUUGAUCUGGACUUUACUGUAUUAAAUAUAUCAAACUGUAAUGCCAGUGAUUAUUAUCAGUGGAGACCAACUGACGAGAGAGAGGGCCAGUUGUGUAUACUAGGUGAGUCUGUUGAGUAUGAGAGAAGGUACCCUGACCAUUGCUGCAUGAUCAGUUCCGAUUACGAGAGACCCAUCAGCAGGAAACCUUGCUUCUGUACCUUUGAAGACUUUGAAUGUCAAGUUGGAUUUGAGAGGGUUGGUCUCAGCGGAGAGUGUAGCCCCAUGGCAGGAACAGUCUAUCCUCCUAACCCUCCCAUUGACUGCUUCGAGGGGAACAAUUACUCUUACCCAUCACCUUACCGCAGGAUUGCUGGUGAUAAGUGCAAAGAUGGAAAUGAAACCUUCUAUCAGUCAGUAAUGGUAAGGUGUCCAGUACUACCUCCAGCAGAUAUGACAAUAACGACUGACAACUAUCAUGUCAGAGCUAACACAGAAGUCACCUUUACCCUUGAGCAAAGAAGUGGCGGUAAAGCAGUUACCUUUUACUCCUGGUCCUUUGAUGACAACACCCCCACAUCAUCUCCUCCUAUUAAAGGUUUUGACUCUGCUAGUACCCAGCGGUACACCUACACUGUACCUGGGGCUUAUAAUGUCACCGUCUUUGCUAAGAAUGAUGCUGGUAACAAUACUGCUCAUAUUACGAUAUUCGUAUUAGAUAAAGUGGUUGAUUUCACAGUAAUGCCAAAGAUUGCUAGGGUCACUCAGAAGUCUGUGUACUUCCUUGAAAAUAUAACGACACUCCACAAUACACUAUUUAUUGAGCCUGGAACGUAUACCUGGGACUUUGGUGAUAACACUCCAACGGAAACUGAAGAUAUAAAAGCAGUUGAACACACCUACUGGAACAUUGGAAAUUAUACACUAACGGUGACCUUUGCUAAUAUAUACGGAAUUAAAAUGAAUCAUUUCCCCAUAUUAGUUGAAAAUGUUACAUCUCCUCUACAUUUGAAUGCUACCCUCAACAGCAAUCCAUUACAAACCGAUAGCUUCAUACCAGUUGGUAAAGAAGUUCUAUUCACCGUCACACCUUAUCAGCCCGAUACUACCUAUGAUUGGGUGAUAUCUCAUGCUGGGGCUCAUGGUGGCACACCAUUACUCAAUUCUGUUGGUACUGCCACUUCUAAAUCUUUUACAUUCUCUGAAGCUGGGAGGUACGUGGUGAGAGUGUCCAGUAAUAAUUACAUUGGAGCUAGUCAAGUAUCAAGACUAUUCACUGUAGAAUAUCCCAUUGCUCGUGCCACCCUUACCUUCAAACAACCAGUGUAUCGUAUUAAUAAACAAGUCGAUGCUGUUCUUGCAGUUCUAGGUUCUUCCUCCAGUUACAGUGGCAACUUGUACAUUAAUCUACACUCUGGUGAUAGCAGCAGUAGUACUAGCGGCAGUCAGGAUUCCACUGCAUUACUGAGUACAUUCCUAACAGUAGCUAAUGGGGCUACUACCUUUAGUUUCAUUGCACCUGAGGCCGGUACUGUAUCAGUUAAUGCAGAGUUGCAUAAUAACGUAUCAUCCGUUACAACUAAGCAGACAUUAAUGGUAGCAGGUCCUGGGGCAUACGGUUAUGUCCGUGUCAUUUUCAAGACAUUGACUAAAUUUGAUUACAAUGACUACCAGGUGCAACUAGACGUACAGAAUGGCGUAAAGAAUAAAAUAUUAUCAUCGUAUGCAGUUUUAAAAUGGCAGCUAAGCGUUAAUGUGUCCCUGGAAAGUAAUGCUACAGUUGUUUCAGGUCCUAGGAAACGUUCUGGAGCUGCUGACCAACAGUAUCUCAUUGCUCAUGUCACAAUUCUUCCAAAGACACUGUCUUCUGAUGAUGUGCUCAAAGUUCAAACGUUAUCUAAGACGAUUGCAGCUGACAUUAACGAUGGGAAUACUACCUUCACUGUUCGAAAUACUACCCUAAAAGCUACUGCUGAUCUAGGACCAACCAUUUUUAUUUACGAUCCUUAUCCAGUGGAUCACAAUUCAAAAGAUUACAAGCCACUAAUCAUAGGACUGGGAACAGGCACUGUUCUACUGGUCGUUGUUGCCUUGGUGAUAGUGGGUGUGGUCAUCUACUACUACAAAAAGAAGUACAGGUCGCUUGAGGUACGUUACACUCGUCUCCGUCAGGGUCCUAUGAGGUUCACGUUCUCCAGCGAGGGAGAGACGCUGGAGGAAGAAGAUUGGAGGAAUGAUGAGGAAGACACUGGAGUGGGAGAAGUAGAGGAGGAGAUUAAUAAUGAUGAACACACCCUUCAUAGCUUCCCUCCUAUAAACUCUUGAGAUGUUGAUACACGAACUUAUUUUGAUGCUAUUAAACACACACACACACACACAUUAUUAUAUAGAUAUGUAUAGUGUAAUGGUGUCUCUGUUAUUGUUAUUGAAAAGCCGCUAGCUUUUCCGGAUCUUUAGUUCUUGUAACAAACAAAACUUUUUAACUGAUAAAAA